UCUCCUGCCUUGGCGAUUGGUGGACGACAAGGCAUACGGAUUACGGCGAACGACGAACUGCGACGAACCGUGUAGAGAGAACGGCUGUGCCGGAUCAUCCAGCCCAGCGAUCGGAAUCCGCUAUCUGAUGCACCGACGACGUCCGCGUGCUCAGGGCGUGCGUGCUUUGUGUUGUUUAUUCGUGCAAGAGCAAUCGAACCAUUGACGCCUUCUUGCUGUGCCCUCCUGACGUUACGGAAUGGCGAUGAAUCUCGAAGGAAAAGAUAAAAAGUCCCCGAACGAAGAUUUGAUGCGUGCGGUGGAGUAUGUUUCUGGUGGUGGUCCUGAACAGAUGCACAUAAGCCCAGUGAAAAAGCCAGUCCUCAAAGAAAAGGAGAUCCUUAUCAGAGUACACACAACAUCUAUCAAUAGAGCUGACCUUAUGCAGCGGAAAGGCAUGUAUCCUCCACCACCAGGUGCCAGUGAGAUCUUGGGCCUGGAAGCCGCGGGGCUGGUUGAAAAGUGCGGAGAAGGCUGUUCACGUUGGAUGGAAGGGGAUCGUGUCAUGGCCUUGCUUUCGGGUGGAGGCUACGCAGAGUUUGUGACAGUGCACGAAGACCACGUGAUGGAAAUUCCUGAAAGCAUGACGUUCGAGGACGCCGGAGGAAUACCCGAAGCGUGGCUCACUGCCUACCAACUGUUAUACAAAGUCGCCGACGUUAAAGCUGGCCAGAAAGUACUCAUUCACGCUGGUGGCAGUGGUGUGGGACUAGCUGUCGUGCAGCUGGCCCGCCUUGCAGGGGCCGAGCCAAUCGUCAUUGCAGGAGCAGCUGACAAGCUACUGAGGGCAACUCAACUGGGCGCUGCAGCUGCAUACAACUACAAGAAGGAUAACAUAGUUGAGCGUGUCUCAAAAUUUACUCAGGGACAUGGCGUAGACAUCCUAUUAGAUUGCAUCGGACGCUCCAUGUUGGACGAAAACUGCCGCAUGAUCGCCGUUGAUGGAUGUUGGGUGCUCUACGGCCUCAUGAGCGGCUCCAAAAUUGAAUCGUCAGAGUUUCUAAGCCUGAUACUGCGCAAGCGUGUUCGACUACAAGGCACAACACUGCGCUCUCGGAGUACUGAGUACAAGGCGCAGUUGAUAAAGGAUUUUGUGAAAGACGUUCUCCCGCGGUUUUCGAAAAAGGAACUUCAAGUGGCCAUAGACAAAGUGUACCCCCUCGGGCAGAUAAGUCAAGCACACAAGUACGUGGAAAGCAACAGCAACGUCGGCAAAGUUGUUAUCAGGGUGUGUGCCGACUUGCCAUCACCUGGGCAAGAGCACUCUGAAAUUAUUUGAGGAUGAUUUUUUACAGUGUCUUUUUACAGUUUUAAUAAAAUUUGUUUUGUUUGUUA
Molecule: messenger RNA, 1374 nt
Organism: Ornithodoros turicata
Lineage: Eukaryota; Metazoa; Arthropoda; Arachnida; Ixodida; Argasidae
Product: quinone oxidoreductase PIG3-like
Exons: 7
Coding region: 239-1318 (359 amino acids)
Molecular function (GO): quinone binding; quinone reductase (NADPH) activity; NADPH binding
Source: RefSeq, a predicted model, not a curated record